Molecule: messenger RNA, 990 nt
Organism: Rotaria sp. Silwood2
Lineage: Eukaryota; Metazoa; Rotifera; Eurotatoria; Philodinida; Philodinidae
Source: the annotation of a GenBank genome assembly
AUGUAUUAUAUCAUUACAAUUUUAAUUGCAGCAGGUUUUGGAUUUAUAUAUAAAUUUCGUGAACGUCUUACUUUUAAAUAUGGCCUUUUAUCACGUUCAUGUAAUGAUACAUUUCCACUUCCAUUAACAAAAAUGGGAACUCAUCAAUUUAUAGAACUUUCAUUUGGUAAAGUUCAUUAUAUUUAUCGAUCAUCAACAAGAACAUCAACAUCAUCAUCGAAAUUAAAUAUAUUUGUUCACGGUUUUUCAAUUCCAAUGCAAAUUUGGCAAGAUGUUUUUCAAUCACUUGUUGAUGAUAAUCAUUCAUGUUUAAUAUUUGAUUUAUAUGGUCGUGGUUGGUCCGAUGCUCCAUAUGUACCAAUGAAUGUUGAUUUAUUUGUUUCUCAAUUAGCUGAAUUAUUAUAUGCAUUAAAUCUUCCAUAUGAAAAAUAUAAUCUAUUUGGUGUUAGUAUGGGUGGUGUUAUAAUACAACGUUUUACUGAACUCUAUCCAUCAAAAGUUUCAAAACUUAUACUUUGUUGUUCAGUUGGACUUAAUGUUGUAAGACCAUCAAUAUUUCUAAUGUCUAUUUUAUCUAUACCAAUUAUUGGUCCAAUGCUUUUUAAAUUAGUUAUGCAAAGUGGUGAUAAUAAAAGUGUACGUUCACAAUGGGCAUAUCCAGAUAAAGAUGAAUAUAAACAAUAUCAAAAAUUAUUUGAACAAGCAUGUAAACAACAUCCUGGUUAUUUACGUUCAUUAUUUUCAACAAUAUUUUUUUUUAAUUUUCAAUUAUCAUUAAAAACAAUUGAAUUUAUUGAACAAUUAAAUAUACCUAUAUUAAUUGUAUGGGGUGAUAAAGAUACAUUAACACCUGUUGAAAAUGCAUAUCGUUAUCAUCAAUUAUAUAAAAAUUCAUUAUUAAAUAUUAUACAUGGAGCUAAUCAUAGUUUACUCAUUGAACAUUCUAAACAAGCCAUUGAAGCUAUAAAACCAUUUUUAUCAGAUAAAUGA